GGAUUUAAGUGCGUUACCCUAGUGAAUGAAAAUGAAAACUCGGCAGCUUGAAAUAUGAUACGAUGACUGUGUUACAUAAAGUUUGAUCCCUGGGUACUUAGGAUAAAAGUUUGGUGACAUUUACCUAAGUGAAGUAUUUCAUGUGAAGAAAAAUAACAUUGUUCAAUAUGCCGCAUAGAAACGCAAAAAGAAGUGAAGAUUCUCACCCUAUUUCGGAACAAAACGUUUUAGGAUUAGGCCUAGAUAUGACCAAUCCAUGAAAUUGGAUGGUUUCAGAACUACGACAAAAACUCCAUUCCAUGGGAAUUUCCGUUCCUAAAAGUUUUAAUGCAACCGCAUUGAGACAACUAUACUACGAAAAUGUCGAAAAAGCCAACCGCCAGGAAACAAAUUUGAUUUCGCGGGAAAAAGUAGAGUUGGGUGGAUGUGACGUCACGGAAACCAUUAUUAGUUCUGGGGAACCCUCUCAAAGCGGAAGUACAAGUGUAAACAAUGCCAGUGACAAUCUCGAGUUACUUUCGACUUUGCAAAUGAUGGCGCAAUCAUGCUCAGCGCUUCAACAGACAGUAAAUACACUUCUGGAAAAGGAUAAGAAAACUGAAGAGAAUCCUCUCCAGAAAGUAAUGACAAACGCAGAAAGAGGAACAUCAGGAACGACACCUUCGAUUCAUGGGCAAAUUCAAAACACAGUUGAAGCGAUUCCGAGCAGCUGCACGCAGGCGGACGAAAAGGCUACUCCAGUUCCUCCAAUAUCCCUCGUAAUGUGGAACUUCAGCAAGUAGUGGACAAUUUGUGGGAAAACGCGAUAAACUCGAAU
Saccostrea cuccullata (small rock oyster) is the source of this 817-nucleotide messenger RNA. RefSeq lists its product as uncharacterized. The transcript is spliced from 2 exons. The record is from RefSeq and is a predicted model, not a curated record. NCBI's taxonomy places the organism in Eukaryota, Metazoa, Mollusca, Bivalvia, Ostreida, Ostreidae. Bases 267 to 782 code for a protein of 171 amino acids.